AUGGCACUGGACGACAAAACCACAGCACCUGACAGCCUGGCGGACAAGAACAACGCGACUGACCAUAGCUUGUCUAGUCCUACUGGAAGCUCAAUCAAUGAAAAGGAUAGCGGCACCGGUAACACCAUAACUCCAGACGGGAAUGUACCUACAGAAGCCCAACCCGAGGUGCCUCCCCGUGACAUUAGUGGGUGGAAAUGGUACGCUACCGUGCUUGCCAUCCUUUUCUCAACCUUUCUCUACGCCCUCGAUGCCACCGUGGUAGCAGACCUACAGCCCAUCAUCGUACAAGAAUUUGGUGAUAUCCAGAAGCUGUCCUGGCUCAGCGUGGCGUUCUUGCUGUGCGCCACCGCGACUAAUCUUGUCUGGGGUCGUAUCUACGGCCAUUUCAACGCCAAAUGGGUCUACAUUUUCUUUGUGGUCGUCUUUGAGGUCGGUUCGGCUAUCUGUGGCGCUGCACCGUCGAUGAACAUUAUGAUUCUGGGGCGUGCCAUUGCAGGCAUUGGCGGCGCUGGCAUGUACAUUGGCACAAUGACCCUGCUUGCCACCACUACGACACUUGCUGAGCGACCAAUCUACAUCUCCUGCACUGGAUUCACUUGGGGUAUUGGAAUCGUGUUGGGCCCUGUUGUGGGAGGAGCCUUUAGUCAAUCCUCUGUUGGCUGGCGCUGGGCCUUUUACAUCAAUCUCUUUAUCGGUGCCGUUUGCGCUCCAUUUUACGUCUUCCUGAUACCUAGCAAGGACCCCCGCCCUGGAUCUUCUCUUAAAGAGCGUGUCGUCGAGAUGGAUUAUCUUGGCAGUAUCCUACAAGCUGGCGCGCUGACGAGCUUCAUCCUCGCGAUUAACUGGGGUGGCGUCACCUAUCCUUGGGGUUCCGGCCGCAUCAUCGCCUUGUUUGUUGUCUCAGGCAUUCUAUUCAUUAUUCUAGGAAUCCAGCAGGUCUGGAACAUUGGCACCACGCUGUCCCGCCGUCUGAUUCCGGUGCAAUUCUUCCGCUCACGCACCGUUCUCAUCUUGUUCUCUGCAGCAGCGUCGGGCGGCUCGUGUUCGUUUGUACCCAUUUACAUGGUGCCUCUCUUCUUUCAAUUCACACGCAAUGAUGGCCCACUUGAUGCUGGCGUCCGUCUUCUCCCCUUUAUUGCCGUCAUGGUUGUAUUUGUCUUUAUCAAUGGCAGCUUGAUGGCCAAGCUGGGCUACUAUAUGCCGUGGUUCCUCGUCGGUGGCAUUUUUGUUGUCAUUGGGUCAUCUCUCAUGUACACCAUUGAACAGGAUACCUCUAACAGUCGUGUGUACGGAUUUACUGUCCUUCUCGGGGCCGGAGUUGGUAUGUUUCUCCAGGCUGCCUUUUCAGUCGCACAAGCCGUUGUCGACGUGGAAAACAUUGCUCCCGCCAUUGCCUUUAUCACGCUAGCCCAGUUCGUCGGCAUUACAUUUGCCCUCGCUAUUGCCAACGCCAUUCUUCUCAACGCUAGCCAGAGUAGCAUCGAAAAGAUCCUCCCCAAUGUGCCCGUUGCCGACAUUCAAGCCGCAAUCCUGGGAUCGCACUCCGGAUUGGUACAGAACCUCCCCAAAGACAUCCAAGCCGAGGUUCUCGAUGCAAUUGUCCAUGCUAUUGACAAGUCUUAUAUCCUUGUUAUUGCAGGUGGCGCUCUUGUUGCUGUUCUCAGCCUUGUUAUGCGCCGCGAGAAGCUGUUUGGCGCUUCCGCUGGUAUCGCCGCGGCCUGAGAAGACUAGGCUAGCGGCGACUUCUACUAGUCCUCUUUCACUAGUGCACGUGAAGUCAUAUGGGGCAUGCUACAUAAGCUGAAAGAAAAGAUUACGGCGCCUGUUGGGCGAGAUUUCGUGGUAGACGAG
[Torrubiella] hemipterigena is the source of this 1854-nucleotide messenger RNA. The record is from the annotation of a GenBank genome assembly. NCBI's taxonomy places the organism in Eukaryota, Fungi, Ascomycota, Sordariomycetes, Hypocreales, Clavicipitaceae.